AUGAGCCAAACGACACAAAGGGCCUUCGUGGUCGAACACCUUGACCCCGAGCUGGGUCCAUGGUCCGCUCUCGAAUACGGCUGCAUCGCUCGCGAAUCACAUGAGCGUGGCGCCCGAUUCCUGCUCAGUUCCGUGCCCGCAGAGCUGCAGAUGCCCGCCGACCUGGCAGCCACCAAGGGCCUCGAAGUGGAACAGCGCAGUGUCGAGGAUAUUUUCGCUGAUAAGAAGGAGCGUGUUUGUCUGCUGGACCCCGCUGCCCAGGUUGAAUUGAGUCCUGAGGAUGGUGAUAACUUUGAUGUCUUUCUCUUCGGCGGUAUUCUCGAUCGCACCUCCGAAUUGAGGAAGAAGGGCUAUGUCGGCCGCCGCCUGGGACCUAAGCAGAUGACGACCGACACCGCGGUGCGCGUUACUCGUCUAGUCGUGCAUGAAAAGGUCCCCCUGGAACAAAUCUCUUACGUCGACUACCCGGAAAUUCUGAUCAACGAGCACGAACGGACUGAAAUGCCGUUCCGCUAUGUGAAAGAUGCCGCUGGCCAGCCAAUCAUGCCUCCGGACUUAGGGGCUUGUGCUGAUACUCUUCAGGGGAUGGUGGAUCUGAUUAAGAAGGACGCCGACAAGUCUAUCGAUCUAUUCUAA
Molecule: messenger RNA, 636 nt
Organism: Penicillium cosmopolitanum
Lineage: Eukaryota; Fungi; Ascomycota; Eurotiomycetes; Eurotiales; Aspergillaceae
Product: SAM-dependent methyltransferase
Exons: 4
Coding region: 1-636 (211 amino acids)
Biological process (GO): peptidyl-arginine methylation
Molecular function (GO): protein-arginine omega-N monomethyltransferase activity
Source: RefSeq, a predicted model, not a curated record